UGCUUUAAUUUUGAUGGAGACAAAUUAUAUGCAAGAGUUGAAAAGCUUCGCCAUUUUUCAUUCCUUCGUCAUCAGUACGACAUUUCAAAAAGAUUUGAAAUUUUGCAUCAAAUGGAAAGUUUAAGAACUUUCAUGGCAUUACCAAUUCAUACAUCGCCUUGGGCAGCAAGCUCUUAUUUAAGUAACAAUGUUUUACAGGAGUUGUUGCCAAGGUUAGUGCGUUUAAGAGUUCUGAGUCUGAGCGGUUAUUGCAUUGAAGAGCUACCGCAUCAAAUUGGUGGUUUGAUUCAUCUACGAUACUUUAAUUUAUCUUACACCAGAAUUAAUCAUUGCCUGAUUCCGUGGGUUCUCUUUUCAGCAUGCAGACAUUGAUACUGCAUGGGUGCAAGAACCUUGUUAAACUUCCUCAGGCUAUUGAGAACCUGAUUAAUCUUCAUGUUCUUGAUCUUACUGAUACUGAGAAUUUGACAGAGAUGCCUAUGCAUUUAGGUAAUCUGAAAAAUCUACAGAUUUUGUCCAAAUUCUUUGUGCAGAAGGACAGGAGGCCUAACUUCAUAGAUUUGAAGAGCUUGCUACAUUUGCGAAAGGAGAUUUCAAUUCGUGGACUGGAAAAUGUUGUUGGUACUCGGGAUGCUGGGGAGUACAUUCUGAAGGAUAAGCAGGGGAUUGACAGCUUAGAUAUGCAAUGGAGUCCAGAAUUCCUUGAUGUUGAUGCACUGCCUGUUUUCAGCAUGCUACAACCUCAUGAAAAUCUUAAAAAAAUUAGAGUUGUGUUUUAUGGUGGUACACAAUUUCCAUGCUGGUUUGGUGGUUCUUCACUGGCUAAUAUUGUGGAUAUAAACCUCUCUAAUUGUAGAAAUGUUAUGUCCCUUCCAGCACUCGGCGGACUACCAUCACUGAAGAAGUUGUCAAUAGAAGGCAUGGAUGGAGUCAAAGAAUUGGGUUUUAAGCCUUUCCCAGUUUUGGAAGUUCUACAGUUUCAAAAUAUGUUGAAAUGGGAAUAUUGGUAUCAUCCUUACGAAGAUGGAGAAUUCCCAAGUCUGCAUGAGCUUGUGAUUCAUAAUUGUCCAAACUUGAAUCAGAAAUUACCCGGAUACCUGCCUUCUCUAGUGAAGCUUAUAGUCAAAGGCUGCCCAAACCUGGUCGAUUCAGUUUUGAACCUCCCAUCUCUUCAUGAACUAAAUAUUGAAGAUUGCAAAAAUAUGGUUCCAGUGAGCCUGGUUGGCGUUACUUCUCUAGUUACAGUGAGAAUCAGGGGUCUGCCAUACCUUAAAUGCCUUCCAGAUGGGUUUCAACAGUUUCCAGGAGCACCGAAGCAUCUUCUCAUUUCCAAUUGCAGUGGAUUGACAUCAUUGAGGCAGAAGGUUACUGAAUGUGAGAAGGUUGCUUCCAUUGAAUAUGUAAAAGUUAACGGAAGUUCUCCCCCUUUAUCACUAGCUGAAAAUGGAAAAAAUCUAGUGCCUAAAAGUCAGCAUUUUCUCAAGUCUCUUGAGCGAUUACAUAUCGAAUCAUGCCCAAAGCUCGUAUCCUUUUCAGAGACAGGUUUCUCAUCCACACUUAGGCAUCUGCGGCUCAGAGAUUGUCCUGUGCUUACAAACCUACCCAUUUGGAUAAUGAGUCAAUUUACCAGCUGUCUUCUUGAAGAUUUGGAAAUUGAAGAAUGUCCUCCUCUCACACGCUUUCCAAGUGGGCGUUUACCUCCUACCUUAAAAAGGUUAAAACUCCAAGAUUGCGCAAGUCUAUGUUCUCUACCUGAGGGAUUGAUGCAGGCUGAUAACAACAAAUAUACUUCUUAUCUUGAGCAUUUGGAGAUCAUUGGUUGUCCAUCACUCAAAAACUUCCCAGAAGGUAAAUUACCAACUAGCCUUAAAGUGCUUAGGAUUUGGGAUUGCUGGCAACUGAAACCCCUUUUAGAUAGGAUGUUGCCAGAUAAUGCGUCGCUUGAAUACGUUGAUAUUUUGAAGUAUUCAAAUCUAGAAAGCUUGCCAGAGUCUCUACAGAAUCUCAUGUGUCUGGUAGAAUUAAAUAUAAACAGUUGCAAAGAUCUGGAAUGCUUCCCAGAUAUAGGUUUGCCACUUCCCAACCUGCGAACAUUAAAUAUCUGCAAUUGUGACAAGCUCAAGUCUUUACCUGAUCAGAUGCUAUAUCUCACUUCCCUUCAAUAUUUAACAAUUUGUGAUUGUCCACGACUUUCUUUUCCUAGAGGGGGUUUGCCUCCUAAUCUAUUAUCACUUGAGAUUUGGUAUUGUAAAGAACUCAAGGAUCCAGUCUCAAAAUGGAACCUACACACAUUAACCUCUCUUCGAGAGUUCAGCAUUGCUGGUGGACCAGAUAUGGUUUCCUUUCCACAUGAGUGCCUGCUUCCCCCUACUCUAGUUUCAAUAUAUAUGGCAAGUCUCAAUAAUCUCAAAUCCCUAACUGUGAGCCUUCAAAAUCUACUCUCUCUUGAAGAGCUAGAGGUUGUCGAGUGUCCUAAGCUUCGAAACUUGCCAAGGGAAGGGUUGCCUGCAACACUUGGAAGACUUUGUAUUAGGAACUGUUCACUUCUGGAAAACCGAUGUUCAAGAGAUAAAGGAGAAUAUUGGCCGUUGAUAGCCCACAUCCCUUGUAUUGAGAUAGUAGCUACAGAUAUUUAGUGUGGGCUUUGGCAGAUCAGUUUGAGUUUUCUACGGGAGAAGUGAGAACUGCAUAGGGAUGCCUUCCCCUCCUUUUCCUUCGAGAGAAAUGGAUAAGAAUCUUGUUACACCAACAAAGGUUCCAAUCAUUGGUGCAGUUAGCUGAGCUGAGAAAAGUCAACUAGGCUCUCUGUUCCUUGAUUAUAUAGGGGUUUGAUUGAUGGCAGUACACUUGUUGAUGAGCGCAAAGAUAUGUCUUCGCUUAUCUCUUUCCUCUUUAUAAGUUUUCGAGUAUGUCAGUCUUGUUAAACUUGAUUGGACACUGGUAUUAUUAAAUUUAUGCGGCUGUAUGUCCUUCGUAGCAGCCUUUUCUUGCUGCUGUUGCUGAAUUAUUGAACUACCAGUUGUUUUGUGGACCUUCCAAGAACUUAGGGAUGAGCAAGUCUUAGCCACUAGUUUGAAAUAUCUUAGAAGAUACGUUUUCUUUGAGAACAUUUGUGUAUAAGAGUUUGUGUAUUUUGCAUGUCUCAAUCUCAUAAGAAAUUAGCCUUUUAUA
Gossypium arboreum is the source of this 3171-nucleotide messenger RNA. Its product is annotated as putative disease resistance protein At3g14460. Lineage: Eukaryota; Viridiplantae; Streptophyta; Magnoliopsida; Malvales; Malvaceae. The transcript is spliced from 3 exons. Bases 360 to 2636 code for a protein of 758 amino acids. The record is from RefSeq and is a predicted model, not a curated record.